Fopius arisanus is the source of this 10027-nucleotide messenger RNA. RefSeq names its product lava lamp (gene lva). Gene Ontology annotation, molecular function: actin filament binding; microfilament motor activity. The record is from RefSeq and is a predicted model, not a curated record. Gene Ontology annotation, cellular component: cytoplasm; myosin filament; myosin II complex. The coding region runs from base 240 to 9563 and encodes 3107 amino acids. The transcript has 9 exons. NCBI's taxonomy places the organism in Eukaryota, Metazoa, Arthropoda, Insecta, Hymenoptera, Braconidae.
AAGUGAAAACGUGUACAUUACCCCAUUUAUCCCUAUGUUUCUUGUAAAAUGUACAUUUGUCCUCAAUUUUUUACGUUUGUAAGGAUUUUUUAGGUUUGUGCACUCGGAUUUCCACGAAUCAGUUGAUUCGGGGGGUGUAAUUACACUGGUAAUUACACUUGUAAUUGAAAAGGCUCAGGAGGAGUUAUGGCUGAUUUCGUUAACAUCUCCUCUUCAUAUUUAAAAUAGCACACGUGGCCAUGUCGAGUGGCGCUGAGGAACCUCCUGGACUGUCUGAGGACACGAUAUCCGAUCCACUCCAUCCAGAUCAUCUCCAGGAACAGGAUAAAUCACAACAUCUCAGUUACAAAGACAUCAUGAUGAAGAGUAAAGUCGAUCUGAAAAAGAAAGAAGAGGAAGUCCAGGAAUACGCCAACAAACUAUCGAAAAUAAAAUCUCGGACGAAAUUAUCCCGCCGCAGUACCGAGUCCUCGACAUCUCUGGAUUCUCCAAAGCUCGGGUCAUCAGUUUCAAGACUAGAUGAUGAGACUGAUGUGAACGAUGUCAGCGAAGCAAAGACCCCAAAGGCGAAGUCCCACUUGCUCCAAAAGAAAUUAGCAGAGAAUCGUAAAAUAUUUGAGCAACGGAACAAAGAGAUAAACGAAUCAAAUCGAGCGGUGGAAGAGAAAGUUGAGGAAAUUCGAAAACAGAUAAACGAAACUGAGUUGCAGAAGGAUCUGAAUAUUCCUGUAUCAAUUCCUUCCAUCUCCCUCUUGCCUCAGCAUCUCCCAAAGGAUUCCCAACUCUUGGAGAAAGAUAACAAAAUAGUUGAGCUAAAUACGAAGAUUCACGAGUUAGAGACAAUCAUCAUUGAUCUUCAGGAUAAUCUCAAGGAGAAAGAUUCCGUGAUAGAUUCGAAGAUGAAAGCUGUUACCCUAAUGUCUGAAGAUCUCUCCAGAAAAGGAAAAACAACACUUGAUACUUUGGAAGACACCAAAGACGAGAUGAGAGCGAUGCAGCAGAAUUUCGUGCUGAUGGAGAGCUCCUUCAAGAACAAACACGAACACUUGGUGUCUCAACUAGAAGAGAAAUCUAAUCGAGUGAUUGAGCUUGAAGAGACAUUGCAGAAGAUGGAGAAUCCAGAAGUUGAUAAAACCGAUGAUUGCUCUUCAUUAGAAAUGGUUGGAGAGCUGAAGAGGGAAAUGACAGCGAUGCAGGAGAAUUUCAUUCUCAUCGAGACUGGCCUCAAGGAUAAAGUCAAUAAUCUUAUGAUUCAGCUGGAGGAACGUGAGAGAAAAUUGGCAGAGGUGGAUGUAUCAUCCUCAAACGAACGAACGAUUAAUCAUGACGAGGUGUCUAGGCUGGUGGAGAGUAAUCGAGUGCUUCAGGAAGAGAAUGAAAAGUUAUUGAAGACUGUGGAGAACUUGAAGAUUCAAAACGACCUAACCCAAGAGAAGGACAACAGGAUCAUGGAGCUGGAGGGAACUGUUGAGGAACUCAAAUCCACAGGGGCUGGAGCUGGUGCUGAGGGUGAGACUGUGCAGAAACUGAAGGCUGAACUCGAUCAGCUCAACAAGAAUACCAUCAAGCUUAAAGCACAACACAAGAGCAAGAUCAGGGCUCUUAACAAACGAUUAGAAAGCUUCAAAAUGGUGUCGGAUGCAAAUGCAGAAUUGGUGAAGCUUGGAAAUCAGGUUGCACUGUUGGAGGAGGAGAAAGGUAAUCUACAGCUGAGUCUUGUAGACUUUGACGAACUUAAAGCUUCGGCAGUCGAAUUACAGACGCGUAUUAGCGAACUUGAUAGCAAAGUCGAGGCUCAAGCUGGUGUUAUUCAGGCACAUGUCGAUGCUAUUGCCGCUCUGGAGAAUCAGAAGUUGGAUCUUAUGGAAGAGCUCCAUAAUGUGAAGCAAGAAAUUUCUACUCUCGAAGCUGAGAACGCAGACUGUGAAAACCUUCGGGUGACAGCUGAACUGAAAGUUGUCGAACUUGAAGACCAACUGGAGUCGCUGAAUCGCGUCAAACCCCAGACCCCAUCCACAGCCUCUCUCCCCGACAAUCAAUCCGAUAAUAAAUCACCAGUCGUCGACUCCUUCGAGUCCAUCGAAGAAAAUCGUAAUGAACUGCUGAAACAAUUGGAUUUGCUCACCCAGAAAAAUCAAAACCUAGAAAUGCAACUGCGGGAAUUCAGAGAGAAGGAUCCAACAGUUGAGAAAAAAUCGUCAGAUACAGACUCCACGGAGUCCUUCGAGAGGAUCUCCGAUAACAACGAUGGACCCACAAAAAUAGAUAAUCUAAUUAUUUCAGAGGAAAAACUAGCAGAACCCCCAGACAACACGACAGAUCUCCACCAGAGAAUCGAAAAUCUUAUCCAAGAAAACAACGAUUUAGUGAUAGAGUCGACAAAACUCCAGGAGAAGCUCAACCAUCAGAAGGAGAAUUACGAAGCUAAACUAGAAACCCUAGAAAUUCAAAAUUCUGGAUUGAAACAGAAUCUCACGAGUCUCUGCAGUGAGACAGUCUUGAUACCUCUGGUAGCAGAAAUUUCUGACUGCAAGCAAGUACUUGAAGAACAAUUACAACACGUAGAAAAUUUGGAGAUGAGUCUUCUCCAAAGCCACCAAGAGUUGUCAGAGAAACGCGAAGAGAUAUCAGAAUGUCAACUAUUGAUUAAAAAUCUAACAUCGAUUCAAUCAAAAUUCACAGAGAUGGAGAAGCAAAUCGAGAAUUUGAAUCUUGAAAAGUCAUCAAUCGUUGAGAAAUUCCAAUUAUCAUUCACUGAAAUGAUAGAAUUAUCAGAGAAAUCCAAAGAAAAAGAAGAUGCGAGUACAGAGAAAAUAAAUAGUCUGCUGACUCGCUUAUCAGAUCAAAACUCUGAAAUAUCUUCUCUACAAGAGACCAUAAACGCCAACACGAAAAUCCUUGAGACAUUAAAAGAUGAAAAUACUGAAUUAAAAAUUACAAUUGACUCUUUGCAGAAAGAAAAAUCGUGGCUUGAAGAUGAAAACACUCACUUGAGUAAUCAAAUACAGCUAAAAGAGGAUUCAAUCACAGCCCUUGAGGGAGAAUUCAGAACGACAGUCUCCAUUAUUGAAGACAGAUUGAAGGAUAAAGAAGUGAUGCUGAUGUCUUCAGAAACACAAAUUCCCAAAUUGCAGAAUGAACUAGAAGAUAAAGACAAGAUAAUCGAUGAAUUUGAAAAGAAAAUAGAAUGGCUAGAAGCACUGGCACAGGCCAAGGAGAUGACGCUGAUAGAAGAGAAGGAGAAAAUCACUGCAGAGUUCGACAACAACGUGAUGUCUUUGGAGACAUUACUGGAGACCAAGACGUCUCUUGUUGCCUCUUUGCAGACGGAAAUUCAAUCUUUGCUGGAAACCUUGAAGAAUAAUGAAGUGACGAUAAUUACACUGCAGGAGGAGAUCAACUCUUUGCAGUCUGCUCUUGUCGAAAAAGAAAUGUCAGCUGUUUCUCUUGCUGAUGAGGCUGAUGCCUGUCACGACUCUCUCAUGCAGAGAUCCAGUAUGUAUCAGUCAUGCGAGUCAACAUUAGCCUCAGAUAAAUUAGAAUCAGAAGCUGCUGUUGCUGAGUUACAACUGAAGCUGACAGAACUUCAAUCACAAGUUGAUAAUUCUAAUUCAAUUAUUGAUAAGUUCAAAGAAGAAAUUGAAGAUAUCACGAGGGGGAAAGUUGAAUUGGAGAAAGAACUCCAGGAGUUGCGAUCAGACAAAUUAGCGCUUGAUAAAUCUGUGGAAAUGCUGACCCAUGAAUUGCAGACGGUGAAAGUUGAAGCUGAAGGUCAGGAUGAGGAAAUUAAUCACUUUAGACUGACAAAUGAUGAGUUGAAAAAUCGAUUGGAGUCAAUGGAUAAAGAGUUGAAGGAUAAAUGCAAUGAAUUGGAGCAUUCAAAGUCUGAGAUUAAUAAUAAAGAAAUAAUUGUUGACAAUCUGCAAGAUGAGAUAACAAAAUUAAAUGGCCUCAUCACUGAGAAUAAGAAUCAUUCUGGAGUUCUUGAAGCAGAAAUUAUGAGAUUGCAGGAGCAGUUGGGAGAUAAAUCAAUUAUUCAGGAGGAAAAUAGCGAAUUAAUUGAAAAAAUGAGAGAGAAAGAGGAAACAAUCAAGAGAUUAGAGUCGGUAAUUGGCGAUCUCAGUGAGAAACUCAAUGAAGCGACAGCCAAAGUUGAUGAAUUACUGGCAUCACUGAAUGGUAAAGAAUCUGAUCUUCUUGUUUUGCUGGAGGAAAAAGAAGAUUUACUCCAACGAAUCGCGAAUGAAACUACAGCUAAAGAGGAAGUAGUUCAAUCUCUGAAUCAUCAGCUAGAGAAUCAGACGUCAUACGUAGAGGACAUCAGAGCAGAACUGAAUGACGCCUACAAGAUGAUGGAGCAGUUGAAACUGAAGCACAUCGAAGACAUCGGCAUGAGAAAUCAGAGGAUCGACGAUGUGAUCAGUGAAUUGAAUGCAAAAACAAGUCAAUGUGGACAAUUGACAUCAAUUCUAGAAGAGAAAGAGAAGAUUAUCAAUGAACAAAUGGCACUGGGAGUAAAAACAUCAUUGGACCAACGAAUUGCUUCACUGGAAAAGGAAUUGGAGGAUGUCAAUGCCACGAAUCAGGCGCAAUUGCAGAAAAUGAAGAUGAUUGCGGCAAAUCUCAAGAAGAAAACGGCCCAGUGUCAGCAGCUAGAGGAAAAGGCCAACGAUCUCGAGGAGAAAUGGGCAAGUGAAAAAUCAGAGAAGGAGGAAAUCAAUAUGAGAAUUCAGCAGAUGCAGUCCGAUGUGGAAAUGAAGACUAAUAAAAUUCAGGGAUUGGAAGAACAGUUGAUUAAUUUCCAUGCACAAAUCUCGAACGAAUCCGAAACUAUUGAGAGAUUAUCGAAAGAGUUGGGCACAGCUAAUGACGGAAUCGCUGCUCUUCAGGAUCUUGUGAAGCAGUUCCAAUCGGAAGUUGAAAAACUCUCAGCUGAGAUCAAUGAGAAAUCUCAAUUAAUCGAGAGUGAGAAGUUAUCGAAGGACUCGAUAAUUUCAGAGUUCGGGUCCUAUAAGGAGAAUGUGCAAUCUGAAUUGGAGGGAUUGAUCCAGAAAAAUGAAAUUCUAAAUGCCAUGAUUAUGAAGAAGACUGAAGAGUUCGACAUUUUUGAAAAAUCCACAAUAACGAGUCAACAGACAAUGUCGCAGACUAUUGACCAGCUGAGAUCUCAAAUCGAGGAGAAAUUUUCAGAAGUUUCUUCUAGAGAUCAACAGAUUCAAUCGCUGAUUGUUGAAGUUGAUGAUAAAAACCAUCAGAUCUCGGUUUUGAGUCUUGAUGUUACGCAGAUGAAUCAGAAAAUCGAGUCUCUGGAAUUGGAAAUUGAAUCUGAAAAAUCAUCUAAAGAGUCAAUUCUGUCGGAAAUUGUAGCUCUUCAAAUUGUUAAAGUGAAUUUGGAGCAGGAGCUGGAAGAGGCUAAGGAGAAAGCACGAGAGCUUGGAGUACGAAUGCAAGUGAUGGAGACUGAAUAUGUGGAGCAAUUGAACACUAUUCAGACCCUGAGAACAGAAAAUGGAAUGUUGUCUUCCAAACACGCACAAACGCAUGAACGACUGGAGAAUACAGAGGCAGAGUCGAACGAACGAUUAAGAGUUAUUGAGACUUUGAAGAGUGAAUUAAUCGCCCUGAAAAAUUCUCUACCCUCAUCUCAUACCCCAGAGUCGUGCGAUCAUUGCGAGAAAUGUCAGGAGUUGGUGAACGCCCUCGAAGGAAAACUACAGGAGCGAAACGCAGAGAUUCAGAAUCUAGACAACGAAUUGGCAAAUUCUAUCGCUAAUUUCCUGCAAAUGCGAGAGAAUCUGAGAACUCAAGAAUUGCAAUGCAACGAAGAGUCCCAGGAAGCCAGAAAAUCUCUGGCUCAAUUCAACGAUUUGUUGGUGAGAAAUUCUGAGAAUGAGAUGAGAAUUCAACAAAUGCACGAGCAAAUUCUUCAUUUAACUGAUGAUAAUUCUGCUCUCAACGACGAGCUGAUGAAAACUCGAGAAAUUGCAGGUCAAAGUCAUCGCUUGGAGCAACAACAUCUGGAUUUAUCCAAGAUUCAUCAGGAAAAGGAGAAAGAAGUUGAGGAAUUAAAUGAGAAGCUGCAGAAAUUGGAGAUUGAAAAAGCAGAUUUAUCUAAAAAAAUCAAGAAUUUGAAUUUAGAGGAGGAGACGGGGAAAAGUUUGGAUAAUACAGUUCCUGAAGUUGUUGGAGCACCGAAAUUAUUUGAUGCUGCCAGGCUGUUCGAUGCUCCAGCGCCCUGGGACGUUGAAAGCUCCACAGAGGACAUUGCAGUCUUAAAGAAAAAAUUAGAGGUAAUUGAAUCAGAGAAAGUCCAAUUGUCAUCUCAACUUGAUGAAUUAACAACUGAAGUCUCUUCAUAUCAGCGAGAAAUUGAACGAAUUACCGAGAGGAAUGGAGAAUUGGAAAAUCAAUCUGCUGAGACAGAUGGAAUGAAAUUGGCGAUGAAAGAUUAUGAGCAACAGGUUGAACUUUUGAACGAGGAGAACAACCAACUGCGAGCUGAGCUACUCCAACGCCAAGAAUUCGUUGCUAGAUCUGUUGAAGACUUGAGAGCAGUUGAAGACACUAGUGCAACGAUUGAGGCCUUGGAAAAGAUGAAAAAUGAGAAACAAGAUCUGCAGAAUUCGAUUGUUCAUUUCAUCAGCGAUGUGAAACGCCUAACCGAAGAGGAAGUCCCUGAAGAAGUCGGUAUCAAUGAUUACGUCGCAGAAUUGGCUGCAGUGAUCACAAAAAUUGAGUCGUUGCAGCAGAGAAUCAAUUCAACUUCUGCAGUCAUUCAAUGUCAAGAUGAAAAGCAAGAAGUGCAAGAGGACACGAAACUCGAUUCAUCAUCAGGACUAUCACCACCUCUGAAUGACGAGGAAUUGAAGCUAGAUGAUGAAGAGGAAUGGGGAUGGAAUGCCCAGGACGCUGAAUUGGGUUCUGGACUGGCAAUAACACCGUUCUGCACUGGGGAGACUCAACUCAGAGUUAGAGUUGCUGAGUUGGGAGACACAAUCAGAGAUUUGGAGGACGAAAGAUUGAAAUUGAUGGAGGAGAUUAAAGUGGGGCAGGUGAGGAGUGGAAAGUUAGUGAAAAAGCUGAAAGAAUUCAAGGCUCAGAACGAAAAUCUCCAGAAGCAGUUGAACCUCCAGAAAUCAUCUGGAAGUCUCUGCGACCUUGACUCUGCCAUUGAAGAUGAACUCAAGUCUCAGAUCUCUGGAUUGGAGAAGAACUUGACAGAAGUAAAAUCUGAUCACAACAAACUCAUUCAAGAACGCGAUAAUCUGGUGAAACGAAUUGAUGUUUUAGUCGCGGCUAAUGAGAGAUUCACGGAGAUGAAAGAGCGUCAAGAUCGUGAAGUGGAAGUUCUGCAAAUUCGUAAUAAAGAAUUGGCGAGUAAGAUCGGUUCAGUUGAGAGAGAUAUUGGUGAAAAGUCAACAUCCCUUGAAAUUUGCCAGACAGAAAAAUCGACGAUGGAACAGGUAUCGAAGGAGCAAUACGACGAGCUCCAGGAUUCCCUGGAUAUGUUGGCAGCUGAGAACGAAGAGCUGAGGACUCUGAUCGAGACCGAGAAGAGUGAGAGGCUUGCUGUUGAGAUAUCAUUGACCGAGAGAAUGCGAGAAAUUGAGGAAUCAAAGAAUCAAACCGACGAGAUGAAGAUAGGAUUUGACGAGACCCUGAAGAAGUGUCAGAAUUUGGAGACAGAGUGCAUGUCUAAUCUCGAAUUUGCCAAUCAGAGGAUAAUCGAAGUGGAGAACAAUCAUGCGAUUGUUCUCGGUGAGGCGUUGCAGCGUUCUCAAGAAUUGGAGAUUAAAACUGCUGAACAGAAUGAGAGGAUAGGUCUAUUGGAGGAGAGUCUGAGUGCAUCUCAAAAUCAUCUGAUUGAAGCUCAAGAAACUUUGUCCAAUGUCACAGAAUUGUUGAACGUCAGAGUUCAAGAAGUCGCUGAGUUAAGACAGCAGAUACAACAAUUACAGGGUGCCAAAAUCGAAGCAGCAACUUGUCGAAUCAGUGUAGAUAAUUUGAAGGAGAAACUGAUGGAAACUGAAGAAGACAUGUCCAGAAAAUUGAGCCAGCAGGAAGAAGAUUUGUCUCGAAAGUUGACUCAGAGGGAAGAGGAUUUGACUCGUAAAUUAACCGAGCAAGAAGAAGAUCUCACACGUAAAUUAACAGAACGUGAAGAAGACCUGACACGUAAAUUAAUAGAGGCUGAAGAGAAUUUGUUGAGACAAUUAUCUCUGAAGGAUGCUGAAAUACUCGAAUUGUCAUCAACUCUGGAGGCAAAACUACAGGAGAAAACUCUGGAAAUUGAUUCUCUCUCUUUGCAGCUCCAAGAGCUUUCUUCAGAACGUGAAUCAUUGAUAUCUACUAUAAAAACUGGGGAGCAAGAGCUUCAGUCCCUGAAGGAGUCUUUAGAUAAGAACGAAUGGCUAGUAGAGUCCCUCAAAACCGAGUGCACCGUAAACAAAGAGACGAUUUCCAGUCUGGAGAACGACUUGUCUUCUUCCAAAGAAGAGAUAGCACGUCUGACAACAACAAUCGAAUCUUUAACAUCACAAAUCGAACAGAAAGUUCAGGAAAUAUCAGUAAAGGGACACGAGAUCGAGUCUUUGAAGGCUAUUGUAGCUGAAGUCCAGGCGAAAUCAGAACAGACAGCUGAAAUCUGUUCUAAAUGCAGAGAAAACGAACUGAUUCAUUCCGAAAUCGAUAGUUUGAAGGAGCAAUUGAGGGGUAAAGACAUAGAAAUCGAGGAUUUGAAGUACAUCCUGAAUGAGAAUACGUAUCCAAGAAUAUUCCAAGAGCUACAGGACAAAGCCAACUCGUUGUACAAUGAAAAAUCACAAUUGGAAACGGCUCUGAGUUCUGCUCUUCAGCAACUUGAAAAUCCUAAGGGAGACGAUCUGGGGGAUGAAGCGAGGAUUAAUCUCCAGAAGAUGUUGGACAUGAAGGAAGCAGAAGUUCAGUCAUUGGGGAAAAAAUUAGAGAGUAAAACGACUGAGUGUUUGCUGCUGGAGAAUGCACUAGCUAAACAAAUAUCAUCUGCUACUGGGGAACCGUCCAAGGAGCAAUCACUUACUUCGAGUGAACUUGAUGUUGCACUUUAUAUGUUGCAUCAGAGGGACGUCAGGUGUGAGGAGCUCACCCAUGAGUUGAUGCAGUUGUUGGAGGAAAGGGAUACCCUCCAGUUGAGGCUUUCCAAUGCUAUUCGAUUGAAUGAAGAAAUGAGGAGAGAAAUUGUCGGGGAGGUGACGACUGUGAGUGAACAACCUAAUGUUGAGGAGCAGAAGACACCGGUGAAGAGUGAACCUUCUGGGAAGAAAACUGAACUCGCUCAAAAGUUGUCCCAGCUGCACACAGUCGGACACAGACGAGACAUUCGAUUGAUGGACGAUCGAGAAUUGAGGAACACCCAGCAAAUGUCUUUAUUGGCGCACAAAGACGCCCUUAGUACUCUUCCUCCGGAUGCCGCUGCCAGACUCAUCAAUGCCAAUUACACCCUCUCACGAGACGUCCAGAGUCAAUCAAGCGUUUUACUAAAUUGGUUGUGGGGUAAAAGCACGCCAAAAGUGGUCCACAUGUGACCAAAGCCAAAACCGAUGGAUGGACGAGUUUCAUGAUUUUUCGGAAUACAUUCCCUACGAUUGAUUAAUGUAAUUAACUGCCAAAUUGAUUGACUCACCAGGGCCAAACGCAAUAGUUAAUUAACAGUGUAAAUUGAAUAUCUGACACCUGGAUGGUAUUGGAAAGAAGUUAACAUUUAUAUUUGUACAUUAAAUUCGUUGAAGCUUUUAAAUGCGUGUCAUAGUAUUAAUUGUCAUUAAUUUAUGAAUUUCAAUGAGUUAAAGUUGGUGCCUUUGUCAUGCGAAAGGAGAAUAUAUUUAAGAGGGAAAUUAAAAUGUGGGGAGUUUGAAAGAGAACAGCAAUGUAAUAGAUUAUUUUAUAAUUAUAAUAUAUGGCCAUUGUAUAAAAAAAUUCAUUGAAAGUGUCUUUACCAGUAAUGGAAGGAGAAAAUGUACAUUUUGAAUUAAAUUUUCAUCGAGUGCAA